UUGUCAUUUUGUUUCUUUGCAGAAAGCCUUAGAGAUUACUUUAGCAAAUUCGGAGAAAUCACAGAAGUCAUGGUGAUGAAGGACCCCACGACGCGGAGGUCGAGCUCGUCUGCGAUGGGAUUGGCUGACUCCUCUGCUCCCCUGUACUCGAGGCCAAGAGGGUUUGGCUUCAUCACAUUCGGCGAUCCCGCCAGCGUAGACAAAGUAUUAGCACAUGGUACACACGAAUUAGAUGGCAAAAAGAUCGACCCCAAAGUAGCAUUUCCCCGGAGAGCACAUCCAAAGAUGGUGACGAGAACGAAGAAGAUAUUUGUGGGUGGUUUAUCAGCACCUACCACACUGGAGGACGUGAAAAGUUACUUCGAACAAUUUGGACCGAUUGAGGACGCUAUGCUGAUGUUCGACAAACAAACCAACCGACACAGAGGCUUUGGAUUCGUCACAUUUCAGAGCGAAGACGUAGUGGACAAAGUAUGCGAAAUUCACUUCCACGAAAUCAAUAACAAAAUGGUCGAAUGUAAAAAAGCCCAGCCCAAAGAAGUGAUGCUACCGGCGAACCUGGCGAAAACGCGCACCGCUGGACGUGGGACAUACGAUUUUAUGUGGUCGCUGGGGACUUUACCUGAUGGUUUCCCCGCCGCCGCAUACGCUGCGUACGCAGCCGGUCGUGGCUUCUCCGGCUAUCCGAGCUUCGGACUACCGUACCCCACAGUGGACAUCACGAAUGGACAGCUGACACCAAACAAUAACACCCCUCUGCUAACACAGGCUCUAUCAGACUUCACAGUGAUGAACAACUACCAGGCGGCAGCGGCCGCGGCAGCGCAAGGCUUCGGCACCCCGGCGUCACCGCACACGACGACCGCGGCGCGGACCGCCGGCUUCACCAACACCAACUCGCCCGGACCGACGAUCGACAUGUACAGCUCGAGUGCGGCGGACAGCGUGGGAUACGUUCAGGCCACGAGCCCGCAGCCGUCCGGAUUCCCCGCGAUCGCCGUCAGCCGUGCGCCACUGAAUUACAGCCCGGGCCAACUGAUUCCCGCGGCGUUCACCAAUGGCUACCAUUGAAAUAAACUAGCAAGCAAUAUAUGAUCACCAUCGUCGCUAUUAUUUUGGAACGGGGUAUAAUUUCCAUUUGGCCCAAAGUUAGAGAGAGAGACAGGAGAGCAGCAAGCAUCAACAGCAACAACCAAAAUAAACAAACAGCAAGCAACAAAACAAAAUAACCCAAGCAAACGUCGACGACGUGAAUGACAGCCGCCAAAUUUGGAAAGAGCUAUGAUGGAACGGAACAGUCAGCCGAAACGUCAACCACGGCGCUGCCCAGUUUGACCGUAUGUAUGUUUGGGUGCGUGUGCCCGCGUCAAAAUGUUCUCAUUUAUCAGUCGGCAAUGUGAGUGUGUGUUAGGUUUGUUUCUUGUUUUGGGAUGCCAACUUGUUAAGUUAGGUUGAGGUUAGGAUCGUAGAGGAAGACAAAACUUGCAGAACAAAAAUCCCACCUUUGCAAUAGGCUCUGCCUGACGACGAUGGAAUAGGAUGAAAGGUGGCGCAGUUUGAUCAAUGGAUUUGCGAGAGUGUGUUGGUGAAGGCGAUUGUUCUUAGGGAUGUGUUAGGGCGCAGUAGGCUAACUGUUGAGAAUUUGAAAAGUGGUUGAGAGGCAAAAUAUAAAGGGCUAAGUUGAUGGAACGAGACAAAGGGAAAGUGUCGAGCGGCUGAUGAAUUCUAUCGGAAACACAUUACACAAAAUGAUAAUAAUGCUAAAGGACAGGAUAAGAUAAACUGAUUCAAUGAAGAAUUCUACUAACACAAACACACGUACAUAUAUUUUAGAUAAGCAAACAACCCAAACAACAAACAAAACAAAAACACAAAAAGUGCAUCAUUGUUUAAGACGCUAUUAAGAAGCAAAGAAAUGAGCUAAUUUGUUUCGAUAAAAUAUUUGUUAUUCUCUUUAUAUUUACUUAAUUUUAACCUUCAACUACAAUUAUUGACUAAAAUAGUAGGCGGACAGCAGACAGCCGAAUACCUUAAAGAAAUACAAUUAAAAAAAAAUGUUUACACAAACACAAAAAAAAACAAAAACCAACGGAUGAAUGCCGAAGUCCGUUCUCAAAAACAACACACACUACAAUAAUUAAGCAAAACUUAUUACGUUUCCGUUUCGUUUUUUGCUGCAAGCAACCAUCUAUUAAAGCAGAUAUGAUAAUUUUUACUUUUUAAGAGAAUUAACCAAACGUGUAAAGGUAAUGGAGGGAGAAUAAGCAGAAAAGCUGGCGCGAAGCCAGCUGCAGAAGCUAGUGGUCUUAGGUAUAUAUAUUUAUUAAUAUGGAAUGGAGACAGGAACAUUAAACGAAAGGAAAGCUAACUUUUUUGCGCGCCAUCACAGGCAGCGACCAGUUUUUAGCACCAACUAUUCCUCAUUUUAAAAUGUAAUACAUUCUACACGUGCCGUGCGUCCGGAAUGGUUCUGAACGCAAGGGCACUAAACCAGUAGAUUGACAGGAAGUUUGUUUGACUCUGGAGAAAAGCAAGGCUUGUAUUUCACUUUAUUAAAUCUAUUCAGAAAACUUUUGAAACAGCUGCAGCAGUUUAUUUAGUCGCACUCGAGAAAAACAGGAAAUAAUGCAUAAAAUAAAACACAAAACGUCAAACAAGCAUAGACAUAUUGGCAAAUGGAAAGCAAAAUUGUGUACGAAAUUGAAAUGUGAAGAAAAUGGAAAAUGCAAUAAUAAUUGUUACUACAAGUAAUGCAGUAAGUAAAACCCAAAAAUUAAAAUAAUGAGAACGAGAACCAUCAUUAGAAAAGAAUUAAGUAAAUUAAAAAAAAACAAGGAAAAUUGUGAACAGAUAAAUACUUUGGAUAUUUUUUACACUUGAAAGGUAAAAAGCAGCUAUCCAAAACAAGAAUGAAAGAAGAAGAUAAAUUUAAUGAGAAUGUAAAUUAUUAUAAAUACAUGAAAUAUAUGAAUUAAAGAAAGCGUAAUUCAAAGAAAAAAAACAAAAAACUUAGUUAAAUAUAAAUUAUAUUGAAAUUUAAAUUAAAUAAAUAAAAUAAUACAAAUAUUUAAAACAAAUACUAUGAUAAUAAAAUUAUUAUAAAUUAAUUUUUAUCAUUCAGACAAACUCAUGAACAGAAGAAAAAAAAUUCAAGUGAAGAGAACUUGGACGCAAACCAAACAAAACACACUAGAAUGCAAACCAAACCAACCAAACCUAAACAAAUUUAAAUGUGCAGCCAUGGUGAACACGGAUUUAUGUGAGUGAAUUAUUUCAAUUAAGAGGAAACCAAAACAAACAAGAAACGAAUGUGAAAACACUAAGCAAAUUAUACUGAAAAUGUGAAAACAUACAAACACAUCCCUGGUAGAAAGAUCUUUCGAUAGAAACUCGUAACUUGGAUGAACCCAAUUAUUUUCGAAAAAAAAAACAUCCAAUCGGAAACGAUAAUCUGGUGUCAGUUUGGAUCAAUCGGCAAAAAUCUCUCACUUUCUCACAAACACAUCUACGUAAGGAAACAACAGCAAACAAAAAUCACUCACAAUAAAAAGUAAACUUGGAAACAAAAAAAAAGGACAUUUGAAAACAAACCAACACACGAGCAAACCCAGUUUAUUAUUGUGAAUUAUUAUAACAUAAAGCAAAAUGAAAAGAAAAUACGAUUAAUUACUGGAAGAACAAGAGAAUACCAUUGCAGCAAAACAGAAAUAAAACAACAAGCAGCGUAAGUGCGCACUGUCAAAAUAAAGUGGGACAGAAUGUGACGCAACCAAAACACAGCUAGAAAAUGAGACGAAAGAAAUUGGAGCAAAAAAACAACAAGGUGAAAGAGGAGAAUAAUAAUUAAUUAACACACAUCAAGAAACAAACUAGUGUUUUCUUUAUUUGCCCCCUCUUCCCGUUUCCUUUUUGUUCACCUGAAUUUGUCGCAUUUUCCGUUGCUGGCCCUUCCACACUCCACCGAACUGACACGUCCGAUUCAAGCGCAUACAGCACAUGACUCGAACGUGUCUAUUUGUUUGAGUGCAAUCUCCGAAAACAAAAGCAUAGAAAAGAAAAUCCCUUCGUACGCGCAGCCGAAGUUGAGCUGGGAACGUAUCCGAAUUCGUUGCUUGGGGCUUGGUCUCGCCGCCCUCACUUUAUCUCUUUGUUCUCAUUGGAGGCUGAAUGGCUCCGAGGCGGUUCGGAAGUCGCUCUUUUGGUUCGGGUUUGCUUUCGUCGCGCGUCAACGAACUGUCAAACGUGGAUCGUGCGCGGAUCGAGUCAUUGUCGGAUUAGACCGAAGAAGUUAGAGCCGGUAAGUUGAGUUUUGAUUAUUUUCUGCCGUUUAAUUGUUUGUUCUGAUUGGAUUUCAGCCGUUUUAUGAUCAUUUUUAUAUCUGUUUAUAAAUUACGUUCUGUGACGAACCAAAGUGGGAGAUUAUAACGAGAACACAGACAAUUGUCUGUGACGAGAACGUUGAAAUUGGAUUAGCUCCUGCUUUGGUUAGUCUCAAAUUUUGCAAUGUUGUGCUAUGUUAUGUCGUUCAAUUCGAAGCGAUGACAACAACCGAAUUCCCAUUCGAGUUGUCAUCGUUUCAACGGUGAUUUGUUUCGGGUUGAAAGCUUUAUCAAUUUUUUGUUUCUUAUGUGUCUCACAGAGUACAGAAACAAGGUAGACUGCUUUGAAAAUUACAUUUGGAAACCUUGUUUGUAAAUACCGUGACGAAUAUGUUCGUAAUGAGUUGAUCAAUCGAAGCCUGCUAUGAAUUCACUUGUUAUUGGACCGUCUCUCAGCUCAGCUUCCACUAUCGAAUCAGUGCCUACUUUGUGCUUUAAAACAUCCACUUUUUGUCGCUGUUCAAUCACUGUAUUUGUAAUCAUGUUGACGUGUUUUUGUUACUGACGUAGAUUAGCAGCGUAUUUAUUUUUCUGAGUGCAAAGCAUGUAACUUCUUGUUAUUUGAGAUGACACGAAUUCUGUUUAAUUUUUCAUUUGGUACGACAUAUUUGAAUGUUAGGCUGGCACUUACUGUGAAACUCUCAAAUAAAUGAAAAGCAAACACUAACUCUUAGUUAGAUAACUAAUUUUAUUUGAUAUUAAAUAUUUAUUUUUGUGAUAAACCAUCGAAGCAUGAACACUUAAAUAAAGGCAAUUAUAUAUACAAGAAAGUGUCACCUGCUAAAGGUCUUGUUUUCUAAACGCAAACACCCAUACAAACACCGACUUUUAGUCGAAAAAAAAACAUAACACAGAAUGAUAUUUAAUUAAAACAUAUUUCAACAGGGUAUAAUUAACUUUAAAACACUUGUACUUUUUGGGUAAAUGAAUAAUAACAGAUGAAAGAUACAAAACAAGAUCAAUAAACACAUUUAUACAUAUACAACCAUAUUUAAAUGUAUUUCAAAACAUACAAACUAUGAGCAACCUUUUGCAGCAUCCAUAGCAAAUCAGCACCCCGAUAGGAAUCAAACUUUUAAAAAUAUCCGUGUGCAUUUUCAUUUCAAUCUAAUAACUAAGACAAAGCGCUAUUCAAACCGAAGCCAAACAUCUAACCGAUCAAACUGUUUAAUUUGAAAUAAUCUCGUAAUGCUCUCCCAAAACCACGCAUCGCAUAUAUUAUAAAAAACAAACAAUAAACUUUUCACAGCUUCAAAACAACAAACUCAAUGGAUGCUAAACAUAAAAGAACAGUAAUAAUUUAAAAGAAUAUAUGGACCAAAGCAUAUGAGUAACCGAGAGAUUACUCCUGUAUAGAAGAAAAUGAUAUACACUUAUUGAGCAAAGUUGUAAGCGAUGUAUUUACGAAAAAGACACAAAUGUCAUCCAGAAACACAUUUUAUUGAUACCUACUAUAUUAUUGACAAAAAAAAACAUCACCCUAACUAUUACAAUUAUUGCCAGUUGUACUGUUUUCUUCUGAAGGAACGGUUCAUCUCCGAAACUGCAACGGAUCUGGAACGGCCCGCUUCCGGAAAUGAACCAUCGGAGUUAAACUUUUUGUAGAUUGAACCAGAGUGUAAAUAUAGGAAAUAUUUUGAAAAAAAAAAAACGAAAACAGCCUUUCAUCCUAGACAGCAGUCCCGGCGUAUUCAUCCCCCAACAGAUUGGCACCCUCAAUUGGACUGUUUUGUAAAUACCAAACUCUGAGACUUAAAAUUCCAUUCGUUAGGUUUUUCGUUUUGAAAAUCGUAAGAAAAAAAGGUUCAAUCUAGACCACAUUCCAUUUCAGAGAAAGAAGAAUAAAAAAGAAAACAGCAAAGCAACUUGCGCGCUGCCUACGUGUCAAUUACGAAUUAACUGAAGAGCAAAACAAAAACCACAAAAAAAACAAGCGCCCGGUGAAGCCCGGGUGUGCCCGCCCCUAGGGUGCGGAAACCUACAUUUGUGACAAAUUUUGAAUCUAGCGCAAAGAGAAGAAGAGGAAAUGUAGAACAACCAGAGAGCAAAACAAAAAAGAGAAGAAGCGUGAAAGCGUGUUUUGGGGCGAAAUCAAUAACAACUAUCCAUGUAAAACUAACACAAGCAAACAAACAACCAUGUGUGUGAGUUUAAGUUACAAAAAAAGAAAAACGUUCGCUCAACUUUGACAGAGUUGGAUUAGGUCAACGAUGCUUUGAAAUAUAACAACUAUUAUAGCAACUUAACAACGAGAA
Messenger RNA from Aedes albopictus (Asian tiger mosquito), 6634 nucleotides. RefSeq names its product RNA-binding protein Musashi homolog Rbp6 (gene Rbp6). NCBI's taxonomy places the organism in Eukaryota, Metazoa, Arthropoda, Insecta, Diptera, Culicidae. The record is from RefSeq and is a predicted model, not a curated record. Gene Ontology annotation, molecular function: mRNA binding. Gene Ontology annotation, biological process: regulation of translation. Gene Ontology annotation, cellular component: cytoplasm. Bases 70 to 1071 code for a protein of 333 amino acids. The transcript is spliced from 13 exons.